Molecule: messenger RNA, 1635 nt
Organism: Sparassis crispa
Lineage: Eukaryota; Fungi; Basidiomycota; Agaricomycetes; Polyporales; Sparassidaceae
Product: Dicarboxylic amino acid permease
Exons: 17
Coding region: 1-1635 (544 amino acids)
Biological process (GO): amino acid transmembrane transport
Cellular component (GO): membrane
Molecular function (GO): amino acid transmembrane transporter activity
Source: RefSeq, a predicted model, not a curated record
AUGAGCAAGCUGGACGAGAAAAAUUUUGCAGGCCCCGUCGAUCCUAUACAGGUGGAUGCUGCGAGCUCUGAUCUGGAGUCCAGCGAAGGACCUGCGCCUUUGAACGGCGGGUUGAAGCGGCAGCUGAAGAACAGGCAUGUCGCCAUGAUCAGUAUAGGCGGUGUAAUUGGAACUGGGUUAUUCUUGGGGACUGCAAAUGCGCUGGUGGCUGGCGGACCGGUUGGUCUGCUGCUAGGUUACGCUACAGUCGGAACCAUCUGCUACAGUGUCAUGAUCUCCCUGGGUGAAAUGGUUGCAUACCUGCCGCUACCUGGUGGACAUAUCAAGUUGGCAGAACGUUUUGUCGAUCCUGCGUUCUCUUUCGCGAUGGGUUGGAACUAUUGGUACAACUGGACAAUCCUGCUUCCGGCCGAGCUGAGCGCUGCGGCGAUCCUCAUUAACUACUGGAACCACUCCAUCAACAACGCUGCGUGGAUCACCAUAUGUCUCGUCGUCGUUGUCACGAUCAACCUGUUUGGUGCAGGUGCAUACGGAGAAUGCGAAUUUAUCUUCGCGUCGAUCAAGGUAAUCACGAUCACGGGACUUAUUAUCCUAGGCAUUGUCCUCGACCUGGGCGGCGGCCCGAACCACGACCGUAUUGGGUUCCGCUACUGGAAACAUCCAGGCCCGUUUGUACAAUACGACCACAUCCCCGGCGCCAAGGGACGCUUCCUCGGAUGGUGGGCCGUCAUGACCCAAGCCGCAUUUUCGUACAUCGGCACUGAAAUCGUCGCGAUUGCCGCUGGUGAGGCGAAGAACCCGAGGCGGAAUCUCCCCAAGGCGAUACGCAGGGUGUACAUCCGUAUUUUGCUUUUCUACAUCGGUGGCGUCAUCGUGAUCGGCCUCCUGGUGCCGUCGACAAACAAGAACCUCAUCCUAGGGACGGGGAACGCCGCCCAGUCGCCGUUCGUCAUCGCUAUCGAGACGGCGGGGAUCAAGGCACUUCCCUCGAUCAUCAAUGCCUGCCUCCUGACUUCAGCAUGGUCUGCAGCGUCGAGCGACUUGUACACAAGUUCUCGAGCGCUGUAUGGACUUGCGCUGGCAGGGAAUGCACCGAAGAUCUUCGCCAAGACCUCGCGCAACGGCCUGCCUUACGUCGCGCUUAUUACCAACGCGCUGUUCGCGUCCCUUGCGUAUAUGGGCAUCAACAGCGGCUCAGGCAAGGUCUUCAACUGGUUCUCGGCCAUGACGUCCAUCGCGGGCCUGAUGACAUGGUUCGGCAUCUGCGUGACGUACCUCCGCUUCUACAAGGGCUUCCGGAUGCAAGGGUUCGACCGCAGCACUCUCCCGUACGCGUCGCGCAUGCAACCAUAUGCGGCCUGGUGGGGCGUGAUCUCCUGCAUCGUCAUCUGCUUUUUCAGCGGGUGGGCGGUGUUCCUGAAGGGCAAGUGGGUAACGGCGACGUUCGUGACGAACUACCUCCCGUUUGCGCUCUUCCCUAUACUAUACAUCGGCGCGAAGUUCUGGCGGCGCGCGCCCAUCGUGCGCCCGGAGGACAUGGACUUCAUCUCCGGCCUGAAGGAGAUCGAAGCGGACUGCUACGACGAGCCCCCACCGAGGAACUGGGUAGAGCGCUUCUGGUCGUGGUUGAUGUGA